Messenger RNA from Lutra lutra (Eurasian river otter), 1738 nucleotides. It is a transcript of the gene TSACC, whose product is annotated as TSSK6 activating cochaperone. The transcript is spliced from 4 exons. Lineage: Eukaryota; Metazoa; Chordata; Mammalia; Carnivora; Mustelidae. Bases 176 to 586 code for a protein of 136 amino acids. Gene Ontology annotation, cellular component: cytoplasm. Gene Ontology annotation, molecular function: protein-folding chaperone binding. The record is from RefSeq and is a predicted model, not a curated record.
CGCUUGCGCAGUAGGGUGGCCGCUCCCGGCCGCGUGCGGCGCGCAGGUCGGCGCAAGCGCGGAGGCCGGGGCAGUUGGCCGGCGCGCUACCGCGCAUGUGUGUCAACUACGAGGGUGGGUGCCGGGCCGGAGGCUUUAGAGUAACAGCGCAGGCACCACACCUGCUGGUGUCCCGAUGGAGCAGCGUGCUGGCCAUCCCAGCGGAGAAGCCAAAGAGGAAAGUAACGCCGUGCCUCUUUGUCCAGCCAAACCCUCCCCUAGCUUUAUUAAUCUUCCAGCAAGUUCCCCACCAGCUGCUUCCCUGAGCAUCCAGAAAACAAAGCCGCCCUCAGCGCACCUCCGCUGCUCUCCCUCAGGAGUUGACCACAAGCCCACGGAAUGCCUGGGACUCCUGGAGUGUAUGUACGCCAAUCUCCAGCUCCAGACCCAGCUCGCCCAACAGCAGAUGGCUAUUUUGGAAAAUUUACAAGCGUCCAUGACACCGCUGGCUCCUGAGCGGGGAAGCAAGAACUCUACUCUCUCAGCCUUGUCCCGCAGCCUGUUGUUAAAUCACCGGCCCAGUCCACUAAAUGAGUCGCGGAACUAAGUCACUGUGUGCGUCUUCUGCUUUCUCCCCGGCAAGCCCUCGGUGGAACCCAGUGUAUAGGAAUCCUGCACAUGGCUGGUUCACAGUCAGUGCUCGCCGGGUGCAAAGCACUGGGCGAGUCACUGGGGAUGCGUGUCACGGUAGAGACCGUCUUGGGAUAGUUAGCAUCUAACAAGGCAGCUAAGAUAAUUCCUUGCAAAAUGUAGCAGUCCUUGGAGGGGGGCUGCAGGGGGGCUGCAGGGGAGGGCGUUUUUAGGGAGGGCAGCUGUACCCAUCUUGGACUCUGUGAAGGGGUGGGCAUGGGGACAUAGGGAGAUGAAGUAAGGGGGGGUUCAUGUCAGUGGAGGGGCUUGGACAAGGACCUUGAGGUAGGAGAAUAAGUCAGUAGAAAUUAGGAGGGGAAGCUUUCCUCCCCAACAGAGGAUGUGAGGGAGAAUGGAGAGAGCUGAGAUCUGACAAGGCAGCUUUCCCCGGGCAAUGGGACUAACCACAGCCUCUAGAAGCUCUGAUUCUAUUGGAGGCACUGAAGAGCCGUUGGAAGCCUUCAGAGAGCAGCAGGGCACGUGUAAGGUCAUGGAAACACCACGGGCAGGCAUUCUGGGGUGGAAGGGCAAUGGCGCUCAUGAAACCUAAAUCAGUUGAUAAUGUAAUCUGAUGUGAGACUACUGUUGGCCAGAUAAGGGGGUUAGAAACAGACAGGUCAUCUCCUCAAGACGGAGUGGGGGAAUCUGAGCUGUACUGCAGAGAAGGACUGACUUCCAACAGAGAAGGACUGACUACCAGCUUUGAACUUGAAACACCAAGACACGGCACAUGGAAAUUUCUCUGCGGGGAAGACAGUUUAGCUUUGAUGAGGGGUCAGGUCCAGCCAUAAAUUUCCAGUAUUUGAGAAGAGGACACAUGAGCUUAGCUCAGCCAUGUGAGCCACACUGGGUCGUCACUUUCACAGAUGCGUUGGCAAAUUACUCUCAAGACUGGUUCCUUUUCCCCAGACGCCUUCUCUUCCUGUGAAAUGCAGGGGGAGAGCUGGGUUGGUUUGCAGAGGUGGGGAGGAGGGAAAGCAGUGAUUAAGAAGAGGGUUUCAGGGGUGCCUGGGUGGCUCAGUGGGUUAAAGCCUCUGCCUUCGGCUCAGGUCAUGAUCCCAGGGUCCUG